This is a messenger RNA of Malus domestica (apple), 1620 nucleotides long. NCBI's taxonomy places the organism in Eukaryota, Viridiplantae, Streptophyta, Magnoliopsida, Rosales, Rosaceae. The record is from RefSeq and is a predicted model, not a curated record.
AUGGGUGAAAAUGAAGCUUUCUCUGCAUAUCUAGUUAGGCUAUUUGAUUUGCUUAGUCAAAUGAGGAGUUAUGGUGAAGAAAUUAGCAAUCAGAGAAUUGUUCAAAAGUUGCUGAUAAGCUUACCUAGAUCAUAUGAUAGUAUUGCUUCUGUGAUUGAAAAUACUAAGGAUCUAGACACUGUUGAUGUCCAAGAUGUUGUUCCUAUUCUAAAGGGGAAUGAACAAAGAAUUGAUAGGCAUGAUGAGAUUCACACUGAGAAGGCAUUUGUUAGUCUAAAUAUUGCUCCAAAACAAAAUAAGUACAAUGGAAAUCAAGGGUUCAAACCACAGAAGAAUUGGAAGUCAAAGUGGAAGAAAUGGGAUAAUAGACCUGCAAAUCAAGCUAGAAAAGCUGCAUGUGCCUCUGAAGGAGCCAAGAAUCCUUGUAUACACUGUGAUAAGCUGCAUUUUGGUGAAUUGAAGAAAUGUGAAGACACAUGGUAUGUAGAUAGUGGAUGUAGUAACCAUAUGACUAGAAGGGAGGAUUUGUUGGUUGACAUUGAUAGAACAAUGACUACUAAGGUUGAAAUAGGCACUGGUCAGCUUAUUGAAGUCAUUGGCAAGGGAAAUUUGGUAGUUGAGACCAAAAUGGGGAGAAGAUAUAUCAAGGAAGUGAUGUUAGUUCCAGGUUUAAAAGAAAACUUGCUCAAUGUAAGGCAGAUGAUGGAACACGGUUACUUUCUUGUAUUUGGUGGUACAACGGCAGAAAUAUAUGAUGAUAGUUCUUUGUCAAAUUUGGUAGCUAAAAUACCAAUGAAAGGAAACAUGAGUCUUCCCUUGAAACUUCAACUUGAGAUGCAAAUUGCUCUAAAGGCUAAUGUCUACUUCUUAAGAAACAAGUCAGAGGUGUUUGGUAUAUUCAAGAAAUUUAAGUCCACGGUUGAAUUACAAAGUGGUUACCGAUUGAAGAAAUUGAGGAGUGACAGAGGAGGAGAGUAUACAUCUGUUGAGUUUAGAGAAUUCUGUGAAGAAAUGGGCAUGGAAAGGCAACUAACAGUGGCAUACACACCUCAGGAAAAUGGUGUAGCUGAGAGGAAGAAUAGAACCGUAGUGGAAAUGGAAAAGUGUAUGAUGAUUGAGAAAGGUGUUCCAUUUGAUUUCUGGGUAGAAGCUGUUAAUACAAUAAUGUACAUCUUGAAUAGAUGUUCCACUAAGUCCCUUGAUAAGAAGACCCCCUUUGAGGCAUAUAGUGGGAGGAAGCCAAGAAUCAAACACUUAAAGAUCUUCGGUUUUAUAUGUUGUGCUCACAUUCCAAAUCAACUUAGACAAAAGCUAGAUGAAACCAGUACUAAAUGCAUUUUCUUGGGAUAUGGCACAUGUGAAAAAGGUUAUAGACUUUAUGACCUUGUCUCAAAGAAGAUAAUUGUGUCAAGGGAUGUAAUAGUUGAUGAAAAUGCUUGCUGGGAUUGGAAAUCUCAAUCUGAGAAGACCAUCAAUGUACCAAUGCCUGAAGGGAGAAUGUGUGAGCAAAGGGAAGAAGGGAGUUCAAGUGACAAAGGUGUUGUAAAUGAUGAGUCCUUGAUAUCAUCAUCUGAAACCUAUGAAUUAAUUGAAAAUAGCUCAAGGCUGAUACCAAUGUAG